Messenger RNA from Centropristis striata (black sea bass), 1756 nucleotides. It is a transcript of the gene rax, whose product is annotated as retinal homeobox gene 3. Gene Ontology annotation, molecular function: RNA polymerase II cis-regulatory region sequence-specific DNA binding; DNA-binding transcription factor activity, RNA polymerase II-specific. Gene Ontology annotation, biological process: positive regulation of transcription by RNA polymerase II. The record is from RefSeq and is a predicted model, not a curated record. The transcript has 3 exons. Bases 25 to 963 code for a protein of 312 amino acids. Lineage: Eukaryota; Metazoa; Chordata; Actinopteri; Perciformes; Serranidae.
CCUUCUUUUGGACUUCUCCGACCAAUGUGGCUCCUUGGAUCAACCUCCCAAGUGAUGAUGAUGAUGGAUGAGCGCCUGUCUCCCUCCGCACGCUCCGUCCAGAGCCCGGGGGACACCACGUCCACUGUCCACAGCAUAGAGGCGAUACUGGGAUUUAAGGAGGACACCCUCUUCCACAAAUCGGCCUGUUACACUAUGACAGAGAAAGUCAAAGAUGCAGAGCGGAAUGUUAUCAUGACCCCACUGAAGAAAAGCCAUUCAUCAGAAAGUUUUGACAGUGUGUGUUGCUCCGGCGGAGCGGCUGAAGCCUCGGUGUGCCCGGACUCACCGGACAGAGACGGAAAACUGUCCGAUGAUGACAACCCCAAAAAGAAACACCGUCGUAACCGGACGACGUUCACCACUUUCCAGCUCCACGAACUUGAGAGAGCUUUUGAAAAAUCCCAUUACCCGGAUGUGUACAGCAGGGAGGAGCUGGCGCUGAAGGUCAACCUGCCGGAGGUCCGAGUCCAGGUUUGGUUUCAAAACAGACGGGCCAAGUGGCGUCGGCAGGAGAAGCUGGAGGUGAGCUCCAUUAAGCUCCAGGACACCUCCUCCUCCUCCUUGCUCUCCUUCAGCCGCUCUCCCAGCAGCUCCCUGGGCUCCAGUCUGCAGCUGGACCCCUGGCUCUCCACCCCGAUCACCACCUCCACCUCCCUGCAGUCCCUCCCGGGCUUCAUCACAGGUCCGCAGGGCCUCCCGGGUGCUUACACCCCUUCUCCUCCACCUUCCAUGCCCUCCUCCUUGUCAGCCUCCUUCCUCAGCUCCCCGGCCCUGGGACACAGCUCUCACCUACCCCACAUGGGCUCAAUGUGCCCCCCGCCCCCGGCGUACCACUGCUCGUCUGACCCAAGGAACUCCAGUAUUGCCUCACUGAGGAUGAAGGCCAAGGAACAUAUUCAGUCUAUUGGGAAGACGUGGUGAUGCUGAGCGGAGGUUAAAAAAUGGACAUCAAAACCCAGAAUGCAACAUGCUGCAUCUUUUUGAGAAACUGACUUCAUCCUCAUGCUGAUGGGAUUGUUACUUUGGAAGUUUUUAAGAGUGAAAUCUACAGUUGACAUCCAGGAUUAGAGACAUCCUCGUCACUAACAAGGGUAACACUUUACUUUUCCUUAUUUAGCAUUCAUAAGCAGUACAUAAACAUUAAAUAGUUUAUAAUGCACUAUACUUAAGUGUUAAUUAGAGAUUUGUCAACAACUUGACCUGGACAAUUCCAUAUGUCUUCAUAGGAGAAGAUAUAGUUGUUAACAAAUAUUGUAUGUUAAUAAAAACUUCAUAAAAAUAUAGAAAUACAUAAAAUUACCUUAUCUGAUCACCACAACAUUAUGAUUUGUUCGUAUGCUGCUUAUAAAUGCUCAAUAAGACUUAAAGUAACCCUUAUAAACAACAUCUGAGAGUCUUUGACACUAACUGUGAAAUUUCUGUAAAAUAUGAAACUAACAACCCAAAUGAGCCGGUCUUUUUUCUUCUCCUUUAUCGUCUCUGCAAGUUGUGUUUACUGUAAAUUUCUCUGCAUUCGUUCAGCCCUGUCUCAUUGUGAUCCAGUUUUAUGUUGCCAAUAUAACAAGUCCAUUACAACUCAUCAGUAUUUAUUCUACUUUUGUAAAUGGAGCACUCCUCAUUUUGAUUAAUCCGCCUCUUUCUUGCUGCUGUUUGAUCUUCGUCAUGAAAGAUUUAACGAAUGUGAAUAUUUUGUCUACACAAUAAACUUUAUAUG